CACGAACAAGGCUGCAGACAUCAUGAAAACAGAGAAGUAUCGGUAAGUAUGUUUUCUUAUCAGCGAAGGGGAUCUAAAAGUAAUAUGCCACCUCCAUUCUAUCAUCACAUCACACAUCAAGCACCACAGAUAUAGAAAAAUGAAGGGGUCUUGCUGCAGCUCUGCCGCGCGGUCGCGGCCUACAAGUGGGCUUUCGACGACAACCACCUCGGGGCCAGGAGGCGGAGUUCGCGCAACCGCGUCGAGCAGCAUCUUCUUAAUGUCAUCUAAUACUAAUACCGGCACAUCAGCUGGUGCUUGUACCUACAGUCCACUUACGAUGGUUGCCGGGUCAGCAUCGGCACCUUCCACCAGUUCGUCAUCUUCGUGCACGAGUUAUCGUACUCGGAGAAGAUAUUUCUCGAGUGGAGUGGACCGCAUGCGCAUUCCUCGCGUGUAUAUCGAGAAGCGGCCAGUCGAGGAGCUAGCCCGUGUCAACGAGCAGGGACUGCCACGACAGCAGCUUGAGAAUGCCAACUUGCAGAGCGCCAUCCCACGAAGACUCGCAACUGCAGCUGAACGCAACGCCUACACGCAGUUGUCACCUCUUCCGUCACCAAAUCUUGCGUGUUCACGCCUAACAGACUGCAUUUACCGCGGACAAGAGAUGCUUGAGGACACUGCGAAUUACAAGCAUGAUCCGUUUUCACCUCCAGAUGUUGAUGCAACGAGAACAACGAGUCUCACAGACCAAACUGUGAGUCUGAAGAACGGUUCGUACCGCAUUUCUGCGACGGGUGUACGCAUGAGUGGGAGCAAUACCCGGUUCAUUUCGGAGUGGUGGUAUCGCCACGGAGCGUCUGAAAACUACAGCGCUAAUAACGCAAUGCUGGCAAGUCAAGUUGACAGUAAUGGAGUUGGCAAGGCUCCAUCUGUUCUAGGAAGUGGUGGACCCGAGAGAUGCGUUCUAGGUGGUGCUGGCCUACAGAGCGGUGUUCUGCAGCAUGCUCUCAAUGAUGCCCACGCGCAUGAUCCUAGUGUGGUGGGUCUGCAGGACCAGGCAGCCUCUACCAGACAGCUAGAGCAGUUGUGUGUAUUGAAACAACAAACGCAAAACGCAAAGAACGUUUCUGGUCCAAACACGACACACGAUGGACCGAAUAGCAUGACGGCUGCUAGCAGCACCUAUGCGCGUCCGAAGAGAGAACGUCGGAUCUUUGUAGCGGACCUUCUGUCACCCUCAGUGUCCAGUCUGUCCGAAGAAGGUGCAGCAGAAUCAGAACAACGUGUUCCCGGAGCAAGUGGUAUCAUACCACCUGCUUUAGAUUCACUUCUGGACGACGAGGGAAAGUCUAGACGUAGUACUGCUCCAAGUCGAAAGGACGCGACCAGGAGCAUUACCACGUCGAGAACUGUAGUGGCGUCUUCAGCCUCGAUUCCACCCCCGCUGCAACCGAUGCGCCCGAAUGAGGACAGGCUAAUGCACAUGGACAACAGCUUCGUUACCAAUCUCUAUCCUCAACACCCUCUGAAUUUUACGUCGUUGAGAGCUGUGACGCAAGCAGGCAUCACGCCACUGGACCGCGCUGUGCGCGAUGUGCCUUGGGAAAGCCGUUUUGACUUGGUGAAACGCAUGAUUUUUCCCAAAUACUGCGCUCCAGUUGGUUAUGAUGAUUCUGAAUACUGUGCUCUCUAGCACUACCAAACAUCAUAGUGCUGAGUUCUUAGACUUUCCUGUUCCACCUUCUAUUGAAGAUCGACGCGACUCCGACUUCGAGCAGCAUUUGCUUACCACAAAGAGUGCUUCAAAGGCCAUCUACUUACUUAAGUUAGAUUUGAUUGAUGUACGACAGUACCGACUCCGACUAAGUACGUGGACUAUGACUAUGUCAUGAAACAAGUCGAGCCAUUUUUAGGUAGAAGAUUUUCUCCAUCACGAUCUUCAUUUUCUCGAUUUCACUCGUGGUGCCAUUUCACGCGGGACUGGCACACCUCGACGUGCGUACCAAGAAGGCUGUGUGGAGGGCGUGCGCGUGAGGCCAACAUUCAACCCGUUCGUCGACCUGAGUGACCAGAAGCGGUAUGUCUUGGACAACUGGCCCUCUCGUAACUGGUUUCAAUGGGAGCCCAACGACAACGUGAAAGUUCGUGGCGGGCGACGCUCACACCAACUACCCCGCGACAUAGCCCCGACAAAAGACGAACUCGGAGAGUGGCACCCAUGCAAGGUAGGAGUUGUUAAAUUUUGAAUGUUGAAUGGAUUGGAAUUUUUUUUCUGUGUGGGAUUUUUGGGUACUCGUUCAUCUACUUACUUAGAAGUGCUACGACAGCUACAGCCUGCAUUACUAGUAUUUCCAUUUUUUGUUGUUGGUCAUUGAGAAAAUAUCACAGCUUCCGGGACGAUACAAAGCGGAUAUUAAGAAACAGUAUGCUUAUUUCGGACUGCCAUGGGUAUGGGAUAACAACUUCAUGAACAAGGGACGACAUAUUUACGACCGAAGUGCUCCGCGCAAAGGACGGGGAUUCUGGUAUGAUUCAUAUGAUCAACUACCUUGUUUUGUCAUGCUUCUUCGCCUGUACGUCACCGGGUGAGCCUAAUUGAUGUCAUGCGCAUGUGUAUCAAGCGUUUCAUAUUUGUAUCAGAAAUAAUAAUUAUAAUAAAUAAAUAAUAAUAGAAUAGUCCUCCUAGUCCGAAUACCGAGUUGCCACGAGUUGCCGGCACUCAUAUGCCAAAAGCGGGCCACCUUUGUACCGAAGAGGUACGCCCCAGCCGAGCCCUUCAGGGCUUGGCGAGAGAAGGCAAAGGCCGGGCUACUUUUUUGAGGAUUGAAUGGCGCGCGCGCAUGCCAGCCUUGCGAGGUGAAGGGCUUUGUUUUGUUGGGUCGCUGCCUCUGCGUAUUCGUGUCUUGAUGUCGGUGAUUAUCUGGCCGCCGUUUUUGUUUCUGAUGAGUGACUGCCAGGCUGUUCGACUUGAGGGCGGCUGAAAUUUAGGAGCGAGGGCGCCUGGCCUGUCUCUUAGAACAGUGCCCUCUUAAACAGCCAGGCUCACUCUGUGCGGCGUAUUCGCCUGCGCUGUAGUGGAUUGCCAUAGUAGCGCGCGGCCUUGUGACGAGUAGCAUACGAUGCCUCCUUGAGGUAUCUUAUGACACAUCAAUAACUAAUACUAGGUACCCGUGCUAACAAAGUAGUCCCAAACUACAAGAGCAGGGCCGGGGCCCCUAGAAGCGCUCGGCGCAGUUCCUUGCUUCCCGCAAGCCACACGCGCUCCUGUGGGGCGUGUGUGGCUUGCCUGCGGUGAAGGUACGCCCUCGGGCGCAGCGAAAAGAUUUGGAAUGGAACUCGAUCAACUCGAGGAACUCGAGCAACUCGAUCCCAUAUCGGGCGAAAAAAGUCUAAUUCUAUAUAAAAUAAGAACUAGAACGGCAUCGGUCAACAUAAUCGUAAUGCUGCUGAUAUUAGUACUAAACUCUGGCUGACCCAGUCAUGCACAUGCUCUAGUUAUCUCUACCCGACACGGACACCAAUACCACAGGCGCGCACGCGAGUACCGCAAGCUGCGCAUCGCGGAUGCCUUGCGUAAGAUGCCUUCUCUUAUCGAAGAGUAUCGUAAGGAGCGUCGUGAGUCCAAACGGCUAUCAUGGUUCGAGGACAUGAUGGUUCGCUUUUGCGGUAAACUGAAUGCUCACGCACAUAUCCGAAAAAGAAAACGAGCAACCUUUUAA
Amoebophrya sp. A25 is the source of this 3701-nucleotide messenger RNA. The record is from the annotation of a GenBank genome assembly. Lineage: Eukaryota; Dinophyceae; Syndiniales; Amoebophryaceae.